Sesamum indicum (sesame) is the source of this 738-nucleotide messenger RNA. RefSeq names its product small ribosomal subunit protein uS9. NCBI's taxonomy places the organism in Eukaryota, Viridiplantae, Streptophyta, Magnoliopsida, Lamiales, Pedaliaceae. Gene Ontology annotation, biological process: maturation of SSU-rRNA from tricistronic rRNA transcript (SSU-rRNA, 5.8S rRNA, LSU-rRNA); translation. The record is from RefSeq and is a predicted model, not a curated record. Gene Ontology annotation, molecular function: RNA binding; structural constituent of ribosome. Gene Ontology annotation, cellular component: ribosome; cytosolic small ribosomal subunit.
UUCCUCGGCCUCCACCAAAACCUUUGAGUGAUUAGGGUUUGCUCUCAGCCGCUGAAGUGAGAAGAGAGAGAGAGAGGUAGAGAGAGAGGGACAUAGCCGCCACAUCUACCAUGGCUGCGGCGACAACUGAAUCGGUUCAAUGCUUUGGUCGUAAGAAAACGGCUGUGGCCGUAACUCACUGCAAGCGCGGCCGAGGACUGAUCAAGAUCAAUGGAGUUCCAAUCGAGCUCGUCCAACCAGAAAUCCUCCGCUACAAGGCUUUUGAGCCCAUCCUCCUCCUCGGCCGCCACCGUUUCGCUGGCGUCGACAUGCGUAUCCGCGUGAAAGGAGGCGGUCACACCUCGCAGAUCUAUGCCAUCCGUCAGUCCAUUGCCAAAGCACUCGUCGCCUUUUACCAGAAGUACGUUGAUGAGCAGUCCAAGAAGGAGAUCAAGGAUAUCCUUGUGAGGUACGAUAGGACUUUGCUGGUGGCUGACCCGAGGCGCUGUGAGCCAAAGAAGUUUGGAGGACGUGGUGCUCGUGCGAGGUUCCAGAAAUCCUACCGUUGAACUGUUGGUAGUAAUUAUGCUUAUAUUACUAUAAUCGUCGGUAGUAUUUUCUCUUGGGGAUUAAGAUGAGAUACUGAGUCGCGUUUUGGAUAUUUUGGCAGUUGUUCUGUUUUUGUUUAAGGAUCAUACGAGACGAUUUUGGGACGCCUUUGAAUUAAUAGUUUUAACAAUUCUGGUUAUCAUUGAUUAU